ACAUCUACGCAUUUCGUUUUUUUUCUUCUGGUGUGCGAUUCUCUUCGUAGUUUGCAUUUUUAAAGUCUCUCGAUUCUAUUCGAACAAGCGCUGUGCCCACAUGGGCAGCGUUCUAGCUUUGUCUUCUGGCCCAGGCCAUCAAAACUGGCCUUUUUCCACGGACCCUCCUCCCUCUCGCUGGGACACACAUCCUGCUCACUGGGAUAUUCCCCCUCGUUGGGAGAGAAAAGAUGGCCGCCUACCCAACCCAGGCAGUUUCCACUCAUUGCACAGAAGCUGCAAAGAAGUGUUUCCUCAGCAGGUUGAGGGAGUAAAGAUGAUUAUCAAUAAAACUCUGAGCAGCUUUUUUAAGACCCAACAGGACCAGUUUGUAACAUGGCAGUUUGAAACUGAGUACAGAGGCAAUGACUUCACAGCUGCUGUGACUGUGGCCAACCCAGACAUUCUGAGAGAGUCAGUGAUUCUUGUAGCACACUUCUUGCAGAGUGUGUCUUCUGGGUUGGUCUUAGGAGGGGAACUUGUUUAUCAUCGUGGGCGAGCAGAGGAAGGAGGCAUUCUCACUUUGGCUGGCCAAUAUUCAAGACCCAACUGGGUGGCCACGCUAAAUGCAGGGAAAGGGGGUGCCCAUGCUAGUUACUAUCACCGGGCCAACAAACAGAUCCAAGUUGGAGUGGAAUUUGAAGCCAGUACCAGGACCCAGGAAACCACUGCCUCCUUCGGGUACCAAAUGGAACUCCCAGAAGCAAACAUGGUCUUUCGAGGUAUGGUGAACAGUAGGUGUAUAAUAGGAGGAGUGCUGGAGAAGCGUCUUACUCCACUCCCUGCCACCCUCAUCAUGGGUGCCUUUGUAAAUCACCGGGGUGACAAGUUGCAGGUUGGGCUCGGCGUCAAUGUGGGAUAG
Molecule: messenger RNA, 901 nt
Organism: Lampris incognitus (smalleye Pacific opah)
Lineage: Eukaryota; Metazoa; Chordata; Actinopteri; Lampriformes; Lampridae
Exons: 8
Coding region: 101-901 (266 amino acids)
Biological process (GO): protein import into mitochondrial matrix
Cellular component (GO): mitochondrial outer membrane; mitochondrial outer membrane translocase complex
Molecular function (GO): transmembrane protein transporter activity
Source: RefSeq, a predicted model, not a curated record